Pelecanus crispus (Dalmatian pelican) is the source of this 3037-nucleotide messenger RNA. The record is from RefSeq and is a predicted model, not a curated record. Lineage: Eukaryota; Metazoa; Chordata; Aves; Pelecaniformes; Pelecanidae.
AGGCAAUGACUGCUUAUAACAGCCAUGAAGAGGGAAGAUUAGUUUAUCGUUUUGGAGGUGAACCUGUUGGCUCUUUUGUUCAGCCACGUUUGAGGCCUUUGAUGCCAGCUAUUGCUCAUGCACUGUUUAUGGAUAUUACACAUGAUAAUGAAUGUCCAAUUCAGCACCGAUCUGCAUAUGAUGCUCUUCCUAGUGCAAUGAUUGUUUCCAUGGCAUGCUGUGCUACAGGAAGCACCAAAGGCUAUGAUGAACUAGUGCCACACCAGAUCUCUGUAGUAUCUGAGGAGAGAUUUUAUGCAAAAUGGAAUCCAGCAGCACAGCUGACUCGUGGUGAAGUUAAUUUCCAAACAGGAAUUCUAGCAGGAAGGCUGGCCAUAAACAGGCUGCAUCAGGAGCUGGGGGCUAAAGGCUUUAAUCAGGUGUACGUAGAUCAAGUUGAUGAAGAUAUAGUGGCGGUGACAAGACAUUGUCCGAACACACACCAGUCUGUUGUGGCUGUAAGUCGAACUGCUUUCAGGGAUCCUAAAACUUCCUUCUACAGUAAAGAAGUACCCGAAAUGUGUAUCCCAGGAAAAAUAGAAGAAGUAGUACUUGAGGCUAGGACUAUUGAGAGAAGUGCUAGCCCUUACAAAAAAGACGAACGUUUUAUAAAUGGAUUGCCUAAUUUCACAAUGGAACUCAGAGAGCAUAUCCAGAUUAAAGACAGUAAAAUUAUAAAGCAAGCUGGAACUGCCAUAAAAGGGCCAAAUGAAUUUGUUCAAGAAAUAGAAUUUGAAAAAUUAACACCAGGAAGUGUAAUAGUAUUCAGAGUUAGUCUUGACCCAAAGGCACAAGAGGCUGUCGGUGUACUCCGCAAUCAUCUGAUCCAGUUCAGCCCUCAUUUUAAAUCUGGAAGUCUUCCUGAUGAUCAUUCAGCACCUAUAUUAAAAACGUUAUUUUCUUCUAUUGCAUCUAAACUAACUUUGGCUGACCUCAAUCAAGUACUGUAUAGGUGUGAGGCAGAAGAACAAGAAGAUGGUGGAGGUUGUUACAAUAUACCAAACUGGUCACCGCUAAAGUAUGCCGGCCUCCAAGGGUUAAUGUCAGUGAUGGCAGACAUCAGACCAAAGAAUGAUUUGGGUCAUCCAUUUUGUGAUAAUUUAAGAUCGGGAGACUGGAUGAUUGAUUAUGUCAGUAAUCGUCUGAUUUCACGUGCAGGAGCCUGUGCAGAAGUUGGUAAAUGGUUGAAGGCCAUGUUUGUCUACCUAAAGAGAAUUCCACGUUACCUCAUCCCGUGUUACUUUGAUGCCAUAUUAGUGGGUGCCUACACAACGCUUCUGGAUGUGGGAUGGCAUCAGAUGUCUAGCUUUGUGCAGAAUGGAUCAACAUUUGUUAAACACCUUUCCUUGGGUUCAAUCCAGAUGUGUGGGAUAGGAAGAUAUUCUUGUCUGCCAAAUCUGUCUCCUUCCUUACAUGAUGUUCCCUAUAGGCUGAAUGAGAUUACAAAUGAGAAAGAACAGUGUUGUGUUUCUUUGGCAGCUGGUUUACCUCACUUUUCUUCUGGAAUUUUUCGCUCUUGGGGAAGGGAUACCUUUAUUGCACUGAGAGGUCUAAUGUUAGUUACUGGGCGCUACCUAGAAGCAAGAAACAUCAUUUUAGCAUUUGGUGGGACUUUAAGACAUGGUCUCAUUCCCAAUCUGCUUGGCCAGGGGACACAUGCCAGAUACAACUGUCGUGAUGCUGUAUGGUGGUGGCUUCAGUGUAUCCAGGACUACUGUAAAAUUGUUCCAAACGGCUUAGACAUUCUCAGGUGUCCUGUUUCUAGGAUGUACCCAAGAGAUGACUCUUCUCCUCAGCCUGCAGGCACUAUGGAUCAGCCACUUUAUGAAGUAAUACAGGAAGCAAUGCAACGGCACAUGGAAGGCAUAAAUUUCCGAGAAAGGAAUGCUGGUCCGCAGAUAGAUCAAAACAUGAGAGAUGAAGGUUUUAACGUAACUGCGGGUGUUGACCGUGAAACUGGCUUUGUCUAUGGGGGGAACCGCUUCAAUUGUGGCACUUGGAUGGAUAAAAUGGGAGAGAGCGACAGAGCUCGCAACCGGGGAAUUCCUGCUACUCCAAGAGAUGGCUCUGCUGUGGAAAUUGUUGGCCUGUGCAAGUCAGCUGUUCGCUGGUUGCUGGAUUUAUCUGGGAAAAACCUGUUUCCGUUCCGUGGAGUCACUGUAAAAAGACAUGGAAAGGAGGAGACUAUCACAUAUGAUGAGUGGAACAGAAAAAUUCAAGGACACUUUGAAAGGCUGUUCUUUGUCUCUGAGAACCCGGCAGAUCCUAAUGAGAAACAUCCAAAUCUCGUUCACAAGCGUGGAAUUUAUAAGGACAGCUAUGGAGCUUCAAGUCCAUGGUGUGAUUACCAGCUCAGGCCAAAUUUUACAAUAGCAAUGGUUGUGGCGCCUGAGUUAUUCACACCUGAGAGAGCUUGGAAAGCUCUGCAGAUAGCAGAGGAAAAACUGCUUGGUCCAUUGGGCAUGAAAACCUUAGACCCAGAUGAUAUGGUUUACUGUGGAGUAUACGAUAAUGCUCUUGACAAUGACAACUAUAAUGUAGCCAGAGGUUUUAAUUAUCACCAAGGACCUGAAUGGCUGUGGCCAAUUGGAUAUUUUCUGCGUGCCAAACUGUACUUCUCAAAGUUGAUUGGCCCAGAGAUAUAUGCAAAAACUGUAGUUAUGAUUAAGAAUGUUCUUUCUCGCCACUAUGUUCACCUUGAAAGAUCAUCCUGGAAAGGUCUUCCAGAACUGACCAAUGAAAAUGGACAGUAUUGCCCUUUUAGCUGUGAAACUCAGGCCUGGUCGAUUGGUGUUAUCCUUGAAAUCCUGUAUGACUUGUAAAAGUUUCUUUUGAUUGAUUUGAUGAAACUUCUGUGGUCUUAUUAUUGGGCAUAAAUGAACACUUGGCUUACACUGCAAGGGAACUGUCCUGUCCUGCCAAUCACUUAAGCUGUGUCCUGACUUUCAAAGAUGCUGAAUACCAGCAGCUCCUAUGCCCUAUAACUGUGUGGGGCUUG